This is a messenger RNA of Naegleria fowleri, 897 nucleotides long. RefSeq lists its product as uncharacterized. The transcript is spliced from 3 exons. Lineage: Eukaryota; Heterolobosea; Eutetramitea; Acrasida; Naegleriidae. The coding region runs from base 1 to 897 and encodes 298 amino acids. The record is from RefSeq and is a predicted model, not a curated record.
AUGAAAAGUAUACAAGUAAAUUCAAAACAAUGUUCUCGUGAGGAAGAAAAAGGAUUGAUGAUCAUCCUUAGAACUCGUUCUGAACAAAAGAGAAUAGAGCAAGACAGAGUCUCCUCGUCAGACGAUCCAGUUGACUAUCUUCAGAAUGCCGACCAAUCAAAGCCUAUGAACGAAAAAACAUAUCGCCUUCCAACAAUCAUGAGCUUAUUGAGUCAAAUGAUUGUUCAGAACUAUGAUAUUCAAUCAUACGAUGAUGAAACAAUUGUUUGUAAGGACAUGAUGGAUCUUUCUGAAAGAAUUCCUUCCGAGACUCAUUCGUGUGUAGAGUUGAGUUUUGAGUUGGAUAAUUUCCAAAGCGAGGAAACAGAUCCUUGGACUGAUGGAAGCUAUUUAGCUGGCAUUAAUGUUGUGGUAGGCCAUGAAGUCCGACAAUUCAAAACCUCGAUGAAACACAAUAAGCGCUUGGAUAAAUUCCUACUGCCUCACAAGAACCAACAAACCUUAGAUUCCUUCCUUCAUGGUGCGAAACGAAAAUUACAAGAAGAGAGUCAAAUGCAUUCAUCCUCUCCAACGAAUAUGAAAAGUCAGGAGAAGAAGCAAAAACUAAAUCACAUCUCUCCAGACUCGUCGUUCACAAUAGAAUCAGCAGAGCCAACACCUCCCCAAAGGCAAAAAACAAAACCUUCAUUACCUAGCAGGAAGCAGCAACACCCUUAUUUGAAGCGGGUGAGAGAAGCCUUGAAAAAUGUAAGAAACUUGAAAUCCAACACUACCUCCAACGUCUUGAAGUCUCCUCACAUCCCCAAUGACUGUGAUGAAGAAAAUUUUACGUUUCUGAAACUCGAUGCAGAUCUUGUGAGUAGAAUGUUCGGAUACAACUGCUCCACGAAUCAUUAA